AUGCCACAAGGAGUGGUCAAGAGGUGCAAGAGGAUUUUGAGAACCUUCCUUUGGGGAGGUGUGGAGGGCCAUAGGAAACUUGCUUGGAUAAAGUGGGAUGUGGUUUGCAAGCCGAAGAAGUUGGGUGGUUUAGGCAUAAAAAAUUGGAACUUAUUCAAUAAGGCCUUAUUGGGAAAAUGGAGGUGGAGGCUUCUUCGUGAGCAAAAUAGCCUACGGGUUGCGGUCUUGAGAGCCAAAUAUAAAAUCCCAAGUUAUGGUGAGCCAGUGGAAAGGGGUGGAAAGAUGUCCGCAUGGUGGAAUGAUAUUCUCAGAACCUGUUUUGAGAACUCGUCUCUAUGCUGGUUUGAUAGUGCAAUUAAGAGGAAGUUAGGAGAUGGGAAAUUGGAGAGAAGGGAAGGGAGAUUGGAUACUUGGAGCUGGGAGCCCGAAGCUGAAGGUUUGUUUACGGCUUUCAUCUGGAGAGUCCUUUGGGGUAGAUUGCAAACUAAGGAAAAUCUGAAGAGAAGAGGGAUUAUUACAGGUGAUCAAUUGGUAACUUGUGUGUUCUGCAAUACAGAUGAAGAAAGCAUGAAACACCUUUUGUUCUCCUGCCCCUUUGCUGCACAGGUAUGGAACACCUAUAAUAGGUGGAUUGGAUUAGGCGCUGCACUUCCACACGAUUGUUGGAGCCACUUCCCGCAGCAUGGCUUGCUAUUCCCAAACAAAAAGCAGAGAUUGGGAGCGCAAACAAUUUGGUUGGCCAUUACUUGGUCCUUGUGGCUUCAUAGGAACCGUGUGGUGUUUAGAGAAUGGAUCAAAGAUGCAGGAAAGGUUUUUGAUUUCACUCAAAUGCGUGCUUGUAAUUGGCUGAGGGUGGUGUCCAAAAACUUCUGCAGUUCCUUGUAUGAGUGGACGCAGCUGUGA
Lotus japonicus is the source of this 903-nucleotide messenger RNA. RefSeq lists its product as uncharacterized. NCBI's taxonomy places the organism in Eukaryota, Viridiplantae, Streptophyta, Magnoliopsida, Fabales, Fabaceae. The record is from RefSeq and is a predicted model, not a curated record. Bases 1 to 903 code for a protein of 300 amino acids. The transcript is spliced from 5 exons.